This is a messenger RNA of Symbiodinium sp. CCMP2592, 4533 nucleotides long. The record is from the annotation of a GenBank genome assembly. NCBI's taxonomy places the organism in Eukaryota, Dinophyceae, Suessiales, Symbiodiniaceae.
AUGCGCACCCCCUUUGGAGCGAAAGUCCUCUAUUGGGCCCCGAAGAAGCAACGCAAGCCUGAACGAUCCAAGUUUUCUGGCACAGGGAUUGAAGGUAUAUUCCUUGGGUACCACAUCCAACCUGGUUUUAUCUUCAAGCUUGAGUACGUUGAACAGCUUAGCGAAGAUCUGGAUGAAAUGUUCCCAGAGCUAUUUGGUCCUGAUCGUGAUAAAGAUCCUCCGCCGAAGGACGCGAAAGAAGCCACCCGCAAGGGUGAGUCAAAGUCUGAUUCCCGUGCAGCAUUGCUUGAUGAUGUUCCGUUCUCUGUGAAGCAGAAGCUGAAGUCCAGCAGCGCAGCAGUAGCAGCGCAAGAACCACCGUAUGGUUAUGUGUGGAGCGGGGAAUGUUUGGUCAAGAAGAACAACAAGAACCGCCCCAACGCUAUUGAUCAUACUGCAUGGAAGACUAUGUCGAAAAGACAAAGAGCAACAGCAAUUGCAGAGCAUGAAAAGAAGCUACAUGAGGAGAAUGAGGCACUGUACCGUGAAGCUGUGAAGGUGGAUUGGUGGGACGGCGAAACCUACUUCGACCUCGCAGGCCGGGAACAGUCUGAUUUCGAGCUGGCAGUUGCAGCUGCCCGCAAGGGCAAGCCGGUUGGGCAUUUCAAGCUACUGAAUGUUGGUACAGCCGAACAAGUGGCGGACGAUGCCUUGAAGCUUAUUGGACAUACAACCAGCGCGAAUGUAGCCGGGUGCAAACCCGAGUCGAAGGUCGAGGUCGACAACAAGGUUUCGGUAGCAGCAGCUCCGGAUGCAGCAAGGAUCGUUGAGGACUUCGCUAAGCAAUCGUUCGAUGCUAACGAUUACAGCUUCAAGACCUUCGAGAAGCUAGCCCACAUCCACACGGAUAAGUACAAUCAGAAAGAAUCGUACAACCUGACGUUCUCCUUCGGUAACUAUACAGGGGGGAUGGCAGCCAUCGUUGUGAGCGACGAGUUCUGCAGGGUCAACACCUCCGAAGCAGACAGGGCUGGAGUAACCAAGGCCAUGAAAACCCUUCUCCAAUCCGCCGCCCUCAACAACGAUAUCAUUUCGCUAGGUGCCGAUCACGAGAGCCAGCUCUUGGAGUCGGCGUACAGCUGCGUAUCCACACAAUGCGCGGCUGGGGUGUCUUUGACCCAUGCCGACGCGACCUGUGUGGCGCUGCGCCAGAUGGCUGACCUCAGCGACGAGGGACUCGCCAAGUUGAAGCCAACCGCAAGGUUGAGCCCCAAGGCCAAGCGAGCCAUCAUUGUCGUGUCAGACAGCUCCACCGCACUUUGCAAGAAGAACAGACGGGGAGUGUUCGUCAAGGCCGACUUGGAUGCGGAAGUGAACAUCGCAAGCAUGACGCUGGGAUGGGCACAGACUCGCUACACUAUGUGUUGGGGCAAAACCUUGGCGUGGAUUGUCUGGCAGGUCGAGGAACACAGCAAAGAGCUUCGCACCAACUAUCCGGACCACACCAUCGACGUGAUUUGCUGGUGGUGUGGAAACGAGAUCUCCGGCCAGUGGGGCUGCAUCCCCACACGGCUUGGACCGGGACUCGCCUACAGAGAUCCCAAUGUCACGACGGAGACCGUCGCCCGGAAGGUGAGGAGGGCCGCAGAUGUUUUAGCCGCCCUCGCGGGCGAGCCGGACAUUGGUUUCGUGAAGGUGAUUGGGCAGGUGGAGGCGGACUUGUUCCAACUCCACUCAGCAUACAACGACUUCAACGCCGCCAUGUUCGAGGAGUUCAGACAGCGCGGUCUGCAAGUGCAGGCUGCGCGCUCCUUGGUCGAAAAGCUGGAAAUGUAUGACAGCUUCCACGCCAGUGAAGAUCCUCGCAACCGCGAGUUAUUCCAAACCUACUUGCAUGCCACUUUCAAUGCAAGCAGGAGCGAGUGGCUUGCCCAGAAAAUGACACCCUGUGUCAGGGCUCUGCUCGCUCGCUAUGAGCACUUCGAGACUGGCUCCGGUGCCAACAACCCGGUGCUCGAGGAUGUCUUCCAGCAGUGGCGUGCGGAGAGGGAGGACAAGAUGUGGGAAGCCCCAGAUGCCGCUGACGCAACCGACGUCACCAAGGUCUCCGAGGGGCCACCCAUGGAUAAAGCCAUCCGCAAGGAUGUGCCAAGGAUUGGUGCAACCACUGAUGUGAGUGCUGUUGCGGAGUGCGUCAAUGACAUUGUCACUCAGGACGCAGAUGGUAAGGUAUCCUACAAUACCCCAGGCACGGUGGAGUUGGUUGAUGAGGGAGACCAAGUCGACCCCAUCCCAUCAUCGAUUGGCAGAGUUAUUGAGCCCGCGGCACCCAAGAAGACCAAGAAGUCUGACCGCGAUGAGGACGCCAUGCGAAGGCUCAUGUUCAUCGAUGAAAGCGCCCCGCAAGGGGCUGCCACUGUGCCGGAGCUUCCGAAUGAGUACUUCUACAACGGUGCUAAGCACCUCAUGAAGCCCUUCAAUCCGGAGGACAUUGUAGGAGACAGGCACGUGACCUUCAAACACGGUGACCUGAAGUUCCUCACCAAGUUGCUCUGCGGCCACGAAUUGGAGAACUUCCCUGCACUGAUCUUUGACCGUGGGUGCUGGACAGACGUUGACACUCUGCUCCAGGUCUUCAACACGGCACGGAACGCACGUUGGGGCGUGAGGCAGCUGCUACGCGCAGCGAAAGCCGAUAACAAGGGACGGAUCAGGCUUUUGGGCAUCAAUGUCCCCAUGAAGGACACCCUGGGCCAGCCGCUAUUCCCUGUGCGUGUGAGAAUGGCCCAAGGGCAUAACUCCAAGCUCAUCGGCAAUAACCCGGACGCUGACUUCUUCCUCGCGACCAGGUUCUACAGCGGAUUGUCCGAGGUCGAUGCUGAUCUGCAAAGCAGCGUCAGGGGGGUCACCGUACUCUCCCGUGAGGACACGCCCUCCAAGCUUUACCACCGCACGAACGAGAAGGGCAUGAAGGGCAUCCUCCGCGACGGCAUGAUCGCUGGAUCCGCAAGAUCGGACAGAUCCCACAACUAUCUGUCGCCGUAUCGGCUGGACGAUACCAACUACAAAAGUGGUAUGCGAUCCAAUCAGCCCAUUGAGCUGACCAUCGAUACACAGCGCGCAAUCGCCGCAGGAUGUGUGUUCUUCGUCACGGAGACCGAUGGUGUUCUCACUCGCGACAAUGUGCCUCCUGACUGUGUGCUAUCCGCCGCCGACACCAGCAAGAAGAACCUCCCGCUCUAUGUCGCCGAGCACAAAGAAGCCGCCCGCGAGGGUGAGCCAGAGCGCAUUUUCCGCGCCAAGCGCGACUACGAGGAGGCUGCAGCAGCAAGCUCAUCGUCGGCACCGCCUCCAAAGCAGGCGGCCAUCGCUCCCAAAGCGAUUGCUUCUAAGAAGAUGCCGAAGGUGGCUCCCAAGCCCGCUGCCAUCGUCGAAAAGGACGAGGUUAUGGACUUGGAUGAAGCCACCCGCGAGGGUGAGCCUGCUGAUGCUGGUGGAUUCGCUCCUGACGAAACCGAGGUUGAGGUUGAGGUAGAUGAGGGCGAUACGACGGAUGCGGGUGAGGAUGAGCCAUAUCCACUUGGCUCACACCCAUGCCGUGAGUGCGCAGCAGUCGUUGCCAAUGGCAUGCUGUUCUGCCUCCGUUGCAAGGCUCCCCAAACGGACGACUCCAAGAAGAUCACCAAGCGAGUCUACGAAAAUUCGAGACUCCGCCAGCGCCUCCUCGCCACCGCGGCAACCGGAGCACAGAAGCCCAUUGAGGACCUCCUUGCGAGUGAUCUUCGAGGCCUCGGCGACGGACCAAAGAAGCGUGGCCAAAUGAGUGCAGAGGCAGCUGCGAUCCGUGAUGCCAAAGACCGAAAGAUCAGAGCCGCAAAGUUGAAGAUUGAUACCGUGUCGGAUCGCUUUGAGAAGGACGCGCAGUUCAACGUGAGGAUGAUGCAAGAGGGCCGCAACUUCGAGGACAUGCAGAAAUUCGACCACCUGGCGAACGCUGUGCUUCCCGAUCCAGGACGCAACGAGGAGCAGCGCUACUUGCGUGCCGGCUCCCAUUACGGUGGUGGCAAUGUUCCGCCUGCGAAGUUGGUUUAUUAUGCCCACUGCGAAGUGGAGCCGUUGAGGAACUUGCGAUUCAUCGAUGAUACCGCGGAUGUUCCCAUCGGCUUGACAUACCUCGGUGCAUUCCUCUCUCCGCGACUCUAUGCUGAGGUGGCAGCAGUGAAUGACGCUGCAAAACGGAUCCUGACUUUCGAUGGCGAGGUCUAUGUGUCGGCUACCACAACUGAAGGCAUCACAACUGAGAUCGGCCAAAUUCUUACCGAUAGCCUCCGUAGUGCUCAGAUCCAGACAGACCAAACGGAACGUUUGGCAGAGCGCAAUCGCCAGGCUGCAGUCCAGAAUCGCCCAUCCCAAAAGGGACGCGGUCGCACGACAGCACCCGAGCCGAUGUACAGAGGCUAUACCCAGGCCCAGUGGGACGAGUACUAUCGCCAGCGCCGUGGAGGUUACACUCAGGCCGAGUGGGAUGCAUGGAACCGCACCCAUAGGCGCUGA